ACACAAGACCAAAUAAUCCCUUUGGAAGAUACUGAAAAAUAACAGAAAUAUCACAUCACUGUUUACAUUGCUUAACUGUUUUAUCUCAGGUUUCAAUAUUGAUACUUCUGUCAAAAAGGUUGGAAGGAUGACAUUGCAUUCUUUUUUUAAAGGACACUGCUGCUGACAGCUCAUUUAUUUAUCAGGCCCAAUGUCUGUGAAGAGCAGCAGCUGGCCAUGGUGGGACUUCCUCGCCCGUGUGUCCGAGCUGUCACACACACCGUCAGGCUCUGGAGACAGGGCUGCGCCGGCCCGAGCUGGUGUGUGGGCUACGAACGAAGGACCCGGUACUACAUCAUGUACAGACAGACAUAUAGCAUGGAGCGACAGACUGUCUACAGGUGCUGCCCAGGUUGGCGCCGGCAGGACGGUGAACCUGGCUGCCUGUGCUCUGUCUCUGCCGUGGGGACAUGUUUCAAUGGAAGAUGCUUGGACAGUGAAGCCCAACGGUGCCAGUGUUCCGAGGGUUUUCAGGGGCCCCACUGUCAGUAUGAUAUAAAUGAAUGUGCCAUUGACAAUGGUGGCUGUCAGGACCAAUGCUGUAACACAAUUGGCAGUUAUUACUGCAAGUGUCAAGCUGGCCAGAAGCUGGAGGAAGAUGGCAGAAGAUGUGAAGAUAUCGAUGAAUGUGCGGUGGUGAAUGGAGGCUGCCAACAGCGCUGUAUUAACACUCUGGGCACCUUCCACUGUGAGUGUGACACAGGAUACAGACUCCAUGCUGAUGAACGCACCUGCAUAAAGAUGGACCCCUGCACAGGUGGGAAUGGAUGUGCCCACAUCUGUCAGAGUGAGAACGGAGUGGCCAGGUGUGCCUGUCACCCAGGCUACCAGCUGUCUGAAGACAAAAAGGCCUGCAGAGACAUCGACGAGUGUGCGGAGGGCCUGGCUCGCUGCGGCCAUCGCUGCGUGAACUCGGCGGGCUCCUUCGCGUGCGCCUGCCGCCCGGGCUCUGAGCUGGGAGCUGAUGGGAAGCAGUGUUACAGGAUUGAAUUGGAAAUUGUCAAUAGCUGCGAAAAGAACAAUGGUGGUUGUUCUCAUCACUGUGAACAUGCACUUGGUGGGCCCCGUUGUUCCUGUAACCAUGGACACCGGCUGGAUUCAGAUGAGAAAACAUGCAUAGACCUUGACGAAUGUGAGAGUGGAGAAGCCUGCUGUGCCCAGCUCUGCAUCAACUAUUCAGGAGGCUAUGAAUGCAGCUGCCGGGAAGGCUUUCAGAUCAGUUCUGAAGGGUGUGGAUGCGAUGAUGUGGACGAGUGUCUGGAUAUCAGCACAGUCUGUGACCAAGUAUGUAUUAACUCUGUGGGAACGCACCACUGUACCUGCAGGGAAGGCUACAGAAUUGGAAGUGAUGGGAAAACUUGCAUCUCUUUAGAUGAUGAUGGGCUAGAGGAAGGAGAAGAGGAAUUAGAAGUUGUGAGGCUCGCAGGCCUUCUGUUCAAGAGCCCGCCUCAACUGCUUCAUUAUGUGGCUGCCUCUCUGCCUCCCGCCUACCAAGAUGAAGGCAAUGAGUCCAGAGUGGGCAAAGAUUUUCCAGGAGAACUAGCUGCAUCGCCCGAAGUUGUCUGUUUAGAUCACACCUUUGGACAAGAUUGCAGUUUGAGCUGUGAGGACUGCAUGAAUGGAGGCCAAUGCCAGGAGGGAAAGAGUGGGUGCACCUGCCCAGCUGGCUGGGGUGGCAUUCUUUGUAAUGAAACUUGCUCGCCGGAGUCCGGUGGGAAAGCAUGUGGCAGUGUCUGUGACUGUCAGAAUGGGGCCACCUGUGAUCCUCUGACUGGGCAAUGCCAGUGUCCUGCAGGGCUGCAUGGGAAGACCUGUGAACAUGGAUGCCCAAAAGGACUUUUUGGGAAGAACUGCAAAAGGAAAUGUAACUGUGCCAACAAUGGCCAUUGCCACAGGGUGUACGGUGCCUGUGUGUGUGAGCCAGGGCGCUAUGGGAGGUUUUGUCAUCUGAACUGUCCCAAGGGGACCUACGGAGCUGGCUGCUCUUCAGAAUGCCAGUGUGUGGAGGAGAACACCCUGGAAUGCAGCGCCAAAAAUGGCAGCUGCACCUGCAAAUCCGGUUACCAAGGCAACCGAUGCCAGCAAGCCUGCCCUGAUGGCCUCUGGGGACCAGAGUGCCAGUUCUCCUGUGGACCCUGUGAGAAUGGAGGUCAGUGCCACAAAAACACUGGAAACUGUGACUGCCCUCCUGGUUACACAGGAAAAGCCUGCACCAUACUGUGUCCACCAGGCACAUAUGGGAAGGACUGUAAACAGGUAUGUCAGUGUUGGGCCGAGAAUGAAGACUGUCACCCAGUCACAGGGAGAUGUACCUGUCUGCCCGGCUACCAUGGAAACCACUGUCAUCUCCAAUGUCCAAAAGGCACUUAUGGUCCUUAUUGCCAGAGGACUUGUAAGUGCCUGAAUGGUGGCAAUUGUGACAACAUGAUUGGCACCUGUGACUGCCCUCCUGGCUUCACUGGGGCUGACUGCAGUCAAACUUGUCCUACAGAUCACUACGGGAAGGACUGUGUCCAGCGGUGUUCCUGUGGCUCAGGACAGUGUGACCCGGUGACUGGAGGGUGCCACUGUUCACCUGGCCAAACGGGAGCCAAGUGUCAGCAAGGAUGUCCCCAGACAAGGUAUGGCCCAAAUUGUGAACGAAAAUGUACCUGUAAAAAUGGUGGCCUUUGCAAUCCUGUGGAUGGAAGCUGUACCUGUGGACUUGGAUGGAUGGGAAAUUAUUGUGAGAAAGAAUGUUCCCCUGGGUAUUAUGGCCCAGGCUGCCAUUUUAAUUGCACCUGUCAGAACAAUGGAGUUUGCAACAGGUUUUCUGGAAGCUGCGAGUGCCUCCAAGGUUACUAUGGAAGAGACUGUGAACAUGCAUGCCUUCCUGGAUUUUAUGGUUUGAAUUGUGCUCACAUCUGUGACUGCAAAAACGGAGCCAGUUGUGAUGCAAUGAGUGGACAGUGCAUUUGCCCAGCAGGUUUCCAUGGCAGCCAGUGUGAAAAAGAGUGUCCACCUGGAAUGUUUGGAGACAACUGCCGUCAUCUUUGUGACUGUGAAAGCACAAUCUCCUGCCACCCAGUAACUGGAAGAUGCCUCUGCCCACCUGGGAGAACCGGAGCCAGAUGUGAAGCUGAAUGCAGGCCAGGCCAGUAUGGACCUAACUGCGCUCUGAUGUGCCAAUGUAUCCAUGUAGCUCAGUGUAACCCUCUCAAUGGGAGCUGCACUUGCCCCUCAAAGAGAAUGGGUCCAACCUGUGAGGAAAAUGUUUUGGACGAUCUUCAAUAACCAAAUACUAGCAGCUUUUCAGUGGGUGAACAGAAUUUCACUGGAGUUCACCCAUAGUUUGUCAUAUUAACGUUGGCAGAGAAACGCACUUACUCAACCAUCUUCAGCCCAACCUUGCCUGCCCGUUGUGAGGUGAAAAACAGGACGUCUCAACUUUAUGGCCUCCAAGCAUAAGUUCCAUUCUCUAGCCUACCCGUCCCAACUUUCUUUUGCUGAAGAACAUGCCCAAGAAAAAGAGUAUUUUUUCAAGAUCCCAAUUGUAGUAACAUUUUGGACUAACAAAUGAAACUUUUUUAUAUGCACAGGCGGUGUUUAAAUUUGGAAGCAAGAACUGCCUCUCAGUUCAGCUUGGACUGUACUGAAGUAUUCACACCUAUUCACUGAAGACCUCAGUGGUCAUUAAGUAGCUGGAUCCUCUUUAGAAAUGUCUAGUAUUUCAUCUAUUUAUUCUCAGUAUCCUGCUCCACAGCUAAGUCUGCUUCAGAUUGUUAAUGUAUUGUAUUUCGAACAUGACUUUUAGUGUUGGAGAACUAUUAAAGCUUUAGCCACAUACAGAUCUGGGUAAAAGUAUGACGUACACACUUACAAUGAAUCAUCAGAAUGUUGUGUGGUGCUCUCCUCAUCACUGGUCAGCAGACAGGAAAAAAGUAAGUAGAAAUGAUCAAGGUGAGUGCUUAGCCUGCUCUGGGGGACAUAAAUUUCCCAUAGAGUAAGGCCUGACCAGAAUCAAGCUUUUAAUCUACAUUGGUAAUUUUGAUCCAAAUUGUUCAUCAUUUAGGUCAGUUUUAUAGACAUCUGUAAGCGUGACUACUGUAAUGAGCCCAGGAAAGAUGUGGCAAUAAAUAUAAUUGUAUUUUUGCUCUCAAGUAGUUUAAAAGCAUUUAAAAUUUCAGACUACUGGUUAAUUCACAUUAGAUAAUAGUCAUUUUCUUGAUUGGAAAUGUUGUUACUCAUUUAACUCAUGCUUUAUUGAGAUAAAAAUAGAGAAUAUUGAAGUUAUAUGACUAAUGGAUACUGUCUAGAGUAGCUUUUAAAUCAAAACUGAUCUAGGAUAGAAUUGACUGAAGCACUUAUGAAAACUACUUGGCGUUAUCA
Messenger RNA from Miniopterus natalensis, 4407 nucleotides. Lineage: Eukaryota; Metazoa; Chordata; Mammalia; Chiroptera; Miniopteridae. The record is from RefSeq and is a predicted model, not a curated record.